AUGAGCUCGCGCAACGUCGAAAAUCGCGAUGAGUUGUCUUCCACUAACACACACAACACGAUGACAGUCCUGACUGACCACUACUAUAGGCUUGCCUCCGAGCUUCCAGAUGAACGUAUCGAGGCAGUCAUCAGUCUUUUCAAAGACUUGAACAGCCUGGACUCCAAGGACGAUUGGGUCUAUGCCUUGAACAGACUUGUCAAAGGUUUGAUCACCUCCAGACAAAGUGCCAGAUUUGGGUUUUCUAUGGCUCUUGUUGAGGUCAUACGAGAGCUCAUCAACCGUGACUCAGACGAAUAUAAGGAGUUCACCAUCGCUUCCUUCUUGGAGCUUGUUUUGCUGACCACACAAGUCAAGGCAUCUAUGAAAGGCAAAGAGGAACGUUCGGUGUUGUUCGGUAGAUUGUUCGGAUUGCAAAUCUUGAUCAACUCCCACAUGUUGUUUGACUCCGUUCUCGUGGCGAAAGAGGGAGAAGAUAUUCUCUUCAAAUUUGUUUCUUCGUUAGUCGAAUUGUCCACCUUGAAAUCUUGGUUGAGGGAAACUGCGAUCUUUACCUUGUGCCAAUUUAUUACCCAACUUAAUGCAAGCGAAUUGUCUGCUAACUUGAAGGAACUGGUAUUAUCAACGAUCUUGCAAAGCACCAACGAUCAGGGCUUAAAUUUAUCCACCGAGGGAAUUGCCAUCUACUUAUCCAUCCCAAAGGAACAGAGAUCAACUCUUGCUGCGGCCAUUAAGAACCCUAAAGCCAACUGGAAAAAUGGCGACCCUUUCUCCAAGGGGAACUUGCCCAUCCUUUCCAAGGCAUUGAAGGAUGUUGAAGUGAUUGAAGACGAAGAAGAAAACCAGAAGGGCAAAAACUCUAAGCAAAAGGGCAGUUGGUCUCCUAGACUCCCAUUUGUAUGGAUUUCAAUCAUAGAAUCGUUCAACAAUCAAGAAGAAGACGACGACGAGGAAGUCGAGGAAAGCUCCAAGAAGAGGAAGAAGUCCUCCUCUUCGAAAUCUAAGAAGAAAAAGCAAACUUCUGACAGCAUUUCAUUACAAGAAUUUUGGAAAGUUGUUGUGGAUGAAACUCUCUUUUCUGAAAAGUCUUCUCAUGAAAGGAAGUUUUGGGGUUUCGAAUUAUUUGGUAAGUUCUUAGAAUCCAUUGACAACCAUGAACAAGUUGAACAUGUAUUUACUACUAACUUCAUGAGAUGUCUUAUCAACCAAAGCAGUCAGGCCAAUAGAUUUCUUCACAAAGUGGCCACUAAAUCGUUGGAGCUAAUGGUGAGGGUGUCUAAAGACAAUUUCUUGAAGGCUCCAGUAAUUUUGGCUAAGCUUUUAAACGAGAACAACGGUGGAUGUUGGAACUUUGAUUUGGUAACUAAAUCUAGAACUGUGGAUUCAUUAGUAUCAAUUCUCAAUGAUGUCGACUCCGACAAGGUCAAAAGUGAGGAAGUUGAAUUGGUCCUUUACGAGAUCAAGGAUAUUUUAUUAAGCACUUUUAAUAAUGCAUUAGAAGGGCAAGAAGAUGACGAUGAGAACGAGACUCACAAGAAAGCAAAUGACAAUAUAUUAAAGUGGAGUUUGGAUAAAUUAUUGUUGCUUAUUAGAAACAGUAAGCAAUUGAUGAUCGCAAGAAAACCUAACUCGAAGGCCAAUAAACUUACCAUUAAACCAAAAUUCAUUGAAGAUAUACUCAAGUUGCUCAUUAAACUCUUGUUCUUCAACCAUACCGGACAUAAGAACGUUUCUACCAAUGUGAGAAAGCUCUGUCAAGAACGUUUGAACUCCAUCUUAUCCGACGUUAUUAGUAUUAAAAGAAAGGAUUCAUCUUGGUCCUACUUCUGUAUUAAGUACAUUUUGAAGAUAGAAGAAUCUGAUGAGUAUUCCAACUUGGUGGAUUUUGAAGGCGAAUUACUUGACAUCAAGAAGAGUACUGUUAAAAAGAUCAAGUCUAUUCACGAAGAAUCCAAAAGUGGAAGAAAGGAGGAAUUGGGGUGUUUUGAAUUGUUGUUCUCCAUGGUAUUAUUGCAAUUAUAUUGCGGCGACGAUGAAUCUCUCGCUGUGAUUGAUGAUUUGAAGUUUUGUUAUGAUGACUUUGUGAAGACAAAGAAAUCGAAUGGCUCCGAUGAAGAGCAGGCAAGCUCUUCAGUGGUUUUGACGGAAAUUAUUAUGUCUUUCUUAUCUAGGAAGUCGAGCUUAUUGAAGAAGUUAUCCUUGAUCAUUUGGGAAUCAUUUUUAUGUGUUUCCGAUAGUAAGGGUCUUACCAGAGUCGAUGAAGAGAGUUUAAAACUGUUGCUCAAGGUUCUAGUUGAAAAGGAGAAUAAGGAGGGUCAACAAAAAUUGUUUGAUUCAGUCAAUGAUUCUGAUGUCGAAGAGAACGACGAAGAUGGCGAUAGUGGAGAAGAUGACGAAGAAGAAGAAGAAGAGGAAGAAGAGGAAGAGGAGGAAGAAGAAGAAGAAGAGGAUGACGAAGAAGGUGACCAAGAUGAAGCCGAUGAUGACGAUGUGGCCGCACUCGACAAAGAGACUAACUUAAAAUUGGCACAAGCUUUAGGCAUUCCAACCAGUGGAUCAGGUGAAGUGAAAUUUGACGAAUUGUCAUCAGAUGAUGAGGAAGCAUCAGACAUGGACGACGAGGAAAUGAUGGCCAUGGACGAUCAGCUUGCAAAGAUCUUCAAGGAAAGACAUGAUGCUUUGGCAAACAUUUCUAGCGGAAGUAAGAGAAAGGCAGAAGUGGUUGAAGCCAAGGAGCAGAUGAUCUUUUUCAAGAGCAAGAUCUUGGACUUGUUGGAUAUUUUCAGCAAGAUACAACCUCAAUCAGAAUUGAACUUGUACAUAGUGGAGCCAAUUGUGGUCCUUAUUCACUUGACUAUGGAUAAAAACUUGCAAUCCAAGGCUCACAAAUACUUGAAGACCCGGUUGAGUAAGUGCUUGAUUGACAAGGACGCUUUCAACCAAAAGGAAGCAUCUGCCCAACAGCUGUUUAUCGAUUCUAAAUUGAAAAUGCUCAAAGAGAUUCAAAAGAGAGCAGCAGCCAAGAAACCUAACCAGGCACAUACUUUAGCAUGCAACCAAGCCUGUAUUAUACUUUCCAAAAACAUCAUCAAUGUCAAAGCCGAAGAGGUCGAUACGAUUAUUGAUGUCUACAGCGAGAGCUUGAAGAGCUGGGCCAAAAGCCCUGGCAACAAGAUCCAGGCCUCCAUGUUCUUUGAUUUCAUCAACUGGUUAAACUCCAAGAGAACUGGAAUUUCCUUGAACAAAGCAUUGUCUAUCUCUGCCAGAACCCUCAGAAGUGCCUUGAAGCCAGAAUUCAAGGCUGCCGCUGAAAAGAGAGGAAUCACUGAAGUCAAGGCCAUCAAGAUCGAAAACGGUGUCCAAGCCGAAGCCAAGACCUUGAACUAA
This is a messenger RNA of Suhomyces tanzawaensis NRRL Y-17324, 3387 nucleotides long. RefSeq lists its product as uncharacterized. NCBI's taxonomy places the organism in Eukaryota, Fungi, Ascomycota, Pichiomycetes, Serinales, Debaryomycetaceae. Gene Ontology annotation, biological process: regulation of DNA-templated transcription; proton motive force-driven ATP synthesis. Gene Ontology annotation, molecular function: transcription factor binding; rDNA binding; proton-transporting ATP synthase activity, rotational mechanism. The transcript is spliced from 2 exons. The record is from RefSeq and is a predicted model, not a curated record. Bases 1 to 3387 code for a protein of 1128 amino acids. Gene Ontology annotation, cellular component: nucleolus.